AUGGCACAAGUAAACAACAAUGGAGAAAGCUCCAAUCCUUUUAUUUCUUUUUCAUUACCUGAAAGCUCCAGCCUUUCAUCUACUCCAUCGCCUUCAAUCUUCAAACCAGAAAAUGGUGAUCAGCACCGCCAAGAGCUAGAAAUUGAUGCCGAUAUCCUUCUUUUUGAUACUCCAGUACUCCAUGAUCAGAGAGGUGUUACUGCGACACAGAAUGAUUUAAUCCAAGUCUAUGUUGCAAGACAUGGAGAAUCAGAAACGGAUGACCAAAUUCUGCUGCUUUCUAAUAUUCUUGAUAAUUCAGUAAUGGAAAAUAGCCUUCCUGAUGCACCAACAGAACGUGAUAUUUCAACACCGCUAUUCAAUGAGACGAAACAAGUCGAAACCCUGAAAAAUGAGAGCGGGAAGAAAGAAGAUAUGAACAGAAGACUUAUUGACACUGCUGCACCUUUUGAGUCUCUUGGAGCAGCUGUCACGAAGUUUAGAGGGAUCGCUGAUUGCAAAGCUGAAGAAACAAAUCUCACAGAAAAGCAAAACCAGGCUCUACUUGAACUUAAGAAAGUACAGGACGAAAUUCUCAAGUUCCAAAAGAGCUUCCAAGAUGAAGAAACAGCUGCAGUUCACGUUCUAGAGGAGCUUGACUACUUCAAAGGACUUGCAGAAGAACUACACCUUCUGUUGGAGAGAGCACAAACCCUAAAAGAACAAGCAAAGCAGGACACUGAACUUGCUGAGCUAAGGUUGCGAGAAGUAGAGCAAGGAAUUGCCAAUGUUGCAAUCAUCGCGUCCAAGGCACAACUGGACGUGGCCAACGAGAGACAUGCAACUGCUGUUGCAGAGUUGAAAUCAGUAAAAGAAGAGUCGGAGACGGUUCGGAUUGCAUAUGUUUCACUGCUUCAAGAAAGAGACAUUGCAGUUGAGAAAGCUGCUGAUUCUUUUUCUGCAACGAAAGAGAUGGAACUGACCAUCAAUGAUCUGGCUCUCUAG
Zingiber officinale is the source of this 984-nucleotide messenger RNA. RefSeq names its product protein WEAK CHLOROPLAST MOVEMENT UNDER BLUE LIGHT 1-like. The record is from RefSeq and is a predicted model, not a curated record. The transcript is spliced from 2 exons. NCBI's taxonomy places the organism in Eukaryota, Viridiplantae, Streptophyta, Magnoliopsida, Zingiberales, Zingiberaceae. Bases 1 to 984 code for a protein of 327 amino acids.